AUGGACACCUUCUCUUUUCGUCUUCGAUUUGGAAAUUCUACUUUCGCCGGAGCAAAUUAUCAUGUCUCUGCUCCCACCUACAAUCCAAAUUAUGACUGCAUUUCUGAGCAACCUCUCCAAUGUUCUCCAACUUCUGUAGACGCCAAAACUUCUGCAUUUGCUGUAUUCAAUAUGAAAUACAUUUUGGAAAUUCCCAAUAGAAUUCCUUCUGUUUUCUGUUACCAAAGUAUUCGAAUGUUUGAUAUGGACAAGUCGUUAAUUCAACAAUACCAGACAAGUGGAGACUUGCCAACAGAAGAUUUGGAUCUUCAUUUAACAGAAGUUGGAUGCAUUGAGUACGGAGGUUCAAAUCUCGAAGGCUCGACUAAACUUCCAGUGACACAAGUGACACUUCCAUCAACUACAGUACUUCCAGAAGACUGUUCUUGCUCUAUACCUCCACCAAUUAUGACUCAAUCUUUGUUUGACAUGCAAUACGCAUUCAACAUCCCACAAACUGAAUUCAAAUUUGGAGUUCCACGUUUCUCUUACACUGUUGGAUGUCAACAUGUUUCAAUGACUUGUCCUAAAUCCCAGAAGGCCUUGAUGUUCUUCAAUGAUCAAUAUAUUAUAAACGGAAACGAUAUUCUUGAUAUAGCAUCCAAAUACAACCUUCACUGUGAUUCGGGAACGUCGAAAUGGAAGUUUGACUCGGCAUCUGAGAAAAAGUUUAUGAACCUUCUUGGAAUCAGCUCCAUUGAGCUCACUCAUCUGGGAUGUGCAAGUUUUGCUCCAAAAGCUUAA
Messenger RNA from Caenorhabditis remanei, 783 nucleotides. RefSeq lists its product as uncharacterized. NCBI's taxonomy places the organism in Eukaryota, Metazoa, Nematoda, Chromadorea, Rhabditida, Rhabditidae. The record is from RefSeq and is a predicted model, not a curated record. The coding region runs from base 1 to 783 and encodes 260 amino acids. The transcript has 3 exons.